UGUGCGAGGGCCGCGCUCCCUCGAGCCGAGCCGGCCGCCGCGCGCGCACUCGCGUUCACGUCUCCGCGUAAAAAUAAAGUCCACGCCGCGCUCGCGCACUUCAACCCAUUUAUAAUUAUCAGUAAAUCGCUGCACGAGCGCUUGACUGCCGCGGCCGGCGACCGCUCGCUGAAAAGAAAAUCACAAUCCCAACCACGAACUUAGCCCUCGCUCUCCCCGUCCCCCUGGCCCUUUACGCGACUCGCAAAUCGUACCGGCCCUAGUCCUACCGGCGUCCCGGCCGACAGCCCCGAGACUGUCGCUCCUACGCAAUACACACCGGUGACGGAACCGAAAACGCGCUCCAUUGGACAACGUGUGUGCUCUGUGAUUACGAUUAUGUUGUGUCAGUGAUAACAGUGUGACGGUUGUUAUAUAAACAUGCCCGAAAAGUCUAAACGUCGGAAAAACAAUAAAAAUAAACGGAAAAAUAAAAACAAUCGACCUGAUAACAAUAAGAAUGCGAACAGUGAUGUGAAGGAUCUCGCUUCGGUUGAGUCGGGUAGUGUUCAAAGUUUAGAAUGCCUGGACAACAAUGAAGUGACUAAUUUACAGGCGGAAAAUGUUGCUGAAGUCGUGCAACCGUGCACGGGUGACUUAAUUAGUGAUGCAGAAAAUAGUAUUCAAAAUGAAUGCAGUUCGCAGACGUGUCAACAAGAUCUUAAUAAUAAUAGUGAAACUUCAGAAGUAUCCUGUGAUCCGGUGAUAAUUGCAGAUUCUGAGACGCAGGAUUCUGAAACAUAUAUUGUAGAAUCUCCAGAACAGACAGUGAAAAGUAAGCCUAAGACUAAACUGAGUAAUAAAAUAAAAAGCAAAAGCUUAGAUAAUGACGAUGAUACAAAAAUUGAAGAAAUAACAGAUGAUGGUGGCGAUCAAUGUGAAAAUGAUAAUAGUAUGACAGUAAUAGACAGUAAUGUCUUAGUUUCUGAUGUAGAAUCAGACGUAGAAUGGGAAAAAAUAGAUGAAGAUGAAACCACUCAGCCCGAAGAACAUGCAACAGGAACAUUGUCUAUUACUACUAUUCCUCUAAACGUCGCACUAUGUGAACAAGCUAAAUCACUUACUCCUGACGAGGAAACUUUAAGACAUUACUUAAAAACAUUAAACCUAUCGACACAUCCUAAUGUUAAUGCAAUCGAAAUCAAAACAGAAAUUGAACAAAUAAUAAAUCGUGAAAUAAGACACCGACUUCGCAAAAAAGGUCUUGCUGAUGAUUUUAUUCCUUCAAGGUUGGGUCCCCCAAGGAUUUUAGAUGUGAUCGAUGAAGAAGGUAGUAGCGAAUCAUCUUUAACAUCGCGUAGACAGUCAUAUCUUAGCGAUAAAAAGAGUGACAAUGAAGAAUUAGAAGAUGAUGUUUUUGAAGAUCCGUCAAAGGUUACAAAAAAGCAAUCUUCAAAGUCCACAUCUACUAUUGGGCGAAGCCAUAAAAUGAUAGGUCAAUUAGUACCUCAAGAAUGUUUCUUAGUUGGAGCUAAGUUAAAGGAAUCUGAAGUUGCAGAAGCUCGAGGUGACUGGACUAUGCAAACUGUUGAGAAAAUGAAAGGGGCUGAGGUUGUUUAUUUAACAGAUUCAUCUAGCAGUACCAGCUCAGUCCACGAACUAUGCGAUGAAAUUGACAAUGGCGAGGAUACUGACGUUUCAGUCCGAAUGAUAACUCCGACUAUAGAAGUAACUGAUACAGACAAAUUACUGAAAAAUACUUUUAUCACUGAAAACGAUAAAAAUAUUGAUUUGCAACUGGAAAAAGACAAAAAUAUAGAAAUUUUGACGAAUAGUGAAGAAAAUGAUCUGAAUAAUAGUGACAAAGCAAAUGAUCAUGAAAUAAUAGUUUCAUCAAUUGAUGAUAUUAAAACAAAUUUGUAUGUCAAAGAUAUUGAUGAACAUUGUCAAGAUAGCCUUACAGAUACUACAAACAAGAAAGUAGACUUACAAACGAGUGAUAAAUCAAAAUCAGACGAAGACUACAAUCUUCAAAUGAAAGUACUCAAAUGCGAAUUGAAUGAUGCUAUCAAUAAUUUGAUAAAAGAAGUUUCUAGUGACUCUGAGACUAAUGAAAAUCCUAAAGACAAUUUUGUGCGUCAAGAUUCUUCUAGUAGUGUUGGCUCCUCUUCCCAAUGCACGGCAAAAUAUAAUCCAACCCACUCCUCCUUGAAUGAUGUUUCUAACAUGGUGCAUGAUGAGAUGAGCUCAGGUCCCAAAUUAUCUAGAAAUAAUUCUCAAGAAAAUAGCGCAAGUCAUGUAAAAGAUGUAUUUGAAUGUGUUACAGGGGCACCUGCACAAAAUAACAACGAAAGCGAUCUCAAAACCAUUCAGCCUUCAGCUUUACGAGAUAUUUGUGUCAGAAGAAUUGCUUCUUUGCCAUAUGGAGAAAAAAUACUAGAAGAAUUAGCAUCUGUAUCAGAACGCUUGCAAAGUAUUAAUAGUUUUGGCAUUAAAACUGUUAACAAUAAGGAAUUAGUAUCUACUGAAGAAAAUCAAACUAAGAACAUGCCUUAUUUUCCUUUGCCAGAUGUAUCGGUGAUUGAAAAAGUAUCUUUGCCAAUUCAUCAGAAGAAACCUCAGCCACCUCCUGUACAACCCAGAAAUUCUUCUUUAAAGAAAUCUCAAGAUGAUAAUCACUGGACUGGUGUGCCAACUGAGGUCGAACCAGUUUAUGUAUGCUUUUCUCCAUCACAAAAAAUGCUUAUGGAAAAAACAAACACUGUUAUUACUAAAGAAGAUGCAUCACAACUUGUUGAUAUGCACAAAAAAUAUGUUGAUCGCAGGGGUUAUAACGAACCUAACCACACUAAGAAACAUAAUGUUGAAGAACUCCAAGAUCCACCAAUAGUUCCUUUCAAGUCUCAGACUGGUAGUCGUUUGCUAGCACUAAUACGAGACCCAACAGUCACCUCCAAUGUAAAUUCAAAUGUUAACAGUCGUUACCAAAGCAGUUAUGAGAAUAUCAGGAAAACUUUUAGCAAUUAUGAAAGGAAAAAUGAAAACAACUUUUCUUCUAAUUUUAAACCUAUUCCACCACCAAGACCAAAGAAAUAUUCAUCAUCUUUUUACGAAAGUGACGAAAGUUCAGACUUCACAGACAACUCUAUGCGUUCGAUUAGAAGCGAAAAAAAGUCGUUCCAUUACUCAACGGGAAAUCUGAGUAAAGAUAUAGAAAAUGAUAUAUCGUCGAUACAAAACAUGCACCGAUAUUAUACUCAUACUCGUGAUAGUUUGAGUGAUCUUAAUCGUCCUAGACGACCCUCUUUACCCAAAGAUCUCUGUGAUCAACAAAUGGAGUAUAUUCGUCGAAAAGAGAAGGAAGUAGAAGCUGAAAUCAAACGCUUAGAACAGGAAAAAAUCCAUAUGGCUGCAAGCAAAAAAGGUCCCAGAGCUCCGUUAAUAGCCGAAAAACCUGCGCCAGAAAGAAAUAUCCUAAUGGAUGAUCAUCAUUUUGCGCAGAAAAAAGAUGUAUCUUUAUCCCAAUCCUCUGAAAAACUAAAUAGGAGUAAAUUAUCAUCAGUUUUUAGCAGCAGUCAAGAGGAACUCUUGCGUGACAAAAUGUAUUCCGAGUACGUAACUCAAAUGGCAGAAAGACAAGAAAGAAAACAACAUAAAAUUAUCAAAAUUACCAACCCGACUCCAUCAUUAAAUAGUAGUAAUAGAACAGUGUCUAAAAGUUUAUCAGCUCUUGAAAUACUUGAUUCUAAAGUAAAUAAUCGUAUUGAAAAGGAGUUUAUAUCAAAAGCCAGAGAAAGAUGGAAUAAGCUUGGUAUAGCAGAUCCCGAAACUGAAGACGAAAGAGAUAAUAAGGAUGUGUAUAGGGAACCAAAAGUGAUAGAACAUAAGAUCAAAGUGAUUGAGGGUGGUGAGGAGACUGAUGUUAAAAAGUUGCCUUCACAUUUGCAAGAGUUUGUGACUUUUACAGCGAAACAAAAAGAACAAGGGGCUGCCAGUUCUGGUGAGUCAGGCUCCGGGUCUGCAUCUCCGCACGUUGUGAUUUGGUGUGCAGUGAUAAUUUUAGUUUUAGCUGUUGGAAAAUACUUUAUGCGCCUAUUGAGAAAUAAGUGAACUAACUUUAUUAUCCUUGACUGUAUUUCUGGCAUAAAACUCUGUGUUUGCGUAGUUUGUUUGUGAUUGUUUGCAUGAAUGUGUUUCAAUAUCUACCAUUUUUCCUUCUACCCAGUUAUCGACAGAACAUUGAUGAUAUCUCCAAAUUAAUAAGGUAAGUUUCAUUGCCAGAUGUGCAUUAUUAUUUUCCAUUUAGUAAAUGGAAUCGUUUGAUGAAUCAGUGUUAGUGUAAUAAUAAUAUAUAAAUAUCUGACGUUGUAUUCAGGCGUCCAUUACGAUCGAAUUUGAUG
Ostrinia furnacalis (Asian corn borer) is the source of this 4379-nucleotide messenger RNA. RefSeq lists its product as uncharacterized. The record is from RefSeq and is a predicted model, not a curated record. Bases 421 to 4089 code for a protein of 1222 amino acids. NCBI's taxonomy places the organism in Eukaryota, Metazoa, Arthropoda, Insecta, Lepidoptera, Crambidae. The transcript has a single exon.